CACUCAAAAGUCAAAAGUCCUCACAUCCCGGUGAUGGUUGCUGCCUCCCACGCUUAAAGUUUUCUCUUUUUUGUUUUUUUUUCUUGUCAAGAGUGGAGCAAGCGUUCACGGAUCAACUGUGGGUUUUUCUUUUCAUUUUAAUGUUUCACGGGAGAAACGCCGUCGGUUAUUAGCAACUGAUCAGGCAGCGUUUUUGUUUUGUUUUGUUUUGGGUUGUUUUUUUGUCUUUUUGCUCUCCAAGGGAAUUUGCAGACCUAUCGGAUUGUUUUAUUCCUGCGCAGCGCUGCUGGGAGAGGAAAGAGGCAGAUUUUCCAAUCCAGCUCCGAGGCACACAACGCGGGGAAUGCAGCGGUAACAUCCCGCAAGUUUUUUUGGAUCUCAGAGGCGUAGCGGGCAUAGAGAAAGUCAGAACUCAAAGAUUUAGAUCUCUGUGGGCUACCUGCAUGACUGUUGCCAUGACAGCAUCUGGAGCCCGACUCCUCCUGUUGGCCUUAUGUGUUUGCGGAGGCUCGGGCCUGCAGCAGUUUGCCCCGCGGGUUCGCCUCUCCUUCAAAGAACUAAUGGACACAAGGGCAGCGCGACCCUUCAGUUUCUCCUUCAACACCAGUGAUUACCGCAUCCUCCUGAUGGAUCAGGACCAGGGCCGUCUGUACCUGGGCAGCCGGGAGUACCUGGUGGCCCUGGACAUGCACAAUGUCAACAAGGAGCCCCUCAUUAUCCACUGGCCAGCGUCAGCUAAGAGAAAGGGAGAAUGCCAGAUGACAGGAAAGGGAAGACAGGGCGAGUGUGCCAACUUUGUGCGGUUGAUAGAGCCGUGGAACCGCACCCACCUCUACACCUGUGGAACAGGGGCUUACCAACCUAUCUGCACAUUCAUCAACAGAGGCUGGAGGGCAGAGGACUACCUGUUUAGGCUGGUCCCUGGGUAUGUGGAUUCAGGGAAGGGAAAAUGUUCCUAUGAUCCCAAACAGGAGAACAUUGCAGUCCUGAUCAAUGGUAACCUGUAUGCAGGGGUCCAUAUUGACUUCAUGAGUACAGAUGCUGCUCUGUUUAGGACCAUGGGAGGGAGAACAGCAAUCAGAACAGAGCAGUACGACUCCAGGUGGCUCAACGAGCCUGUGUUUGUUCAGAUCCAGCAGAUCCCUGACAGUGCAGAAAGGAACGACGACAAGCUUUACUUUUUUUUCCGCGAGAAGAGUCUAGACUCGAGUGGCGGAGCGAGUCCCAGCGUUUUAGCCAGGGUUGGAAGAGUGUGUCUGAAUGAUGAAGGAGGGCAGAAGUCCCUGGUGAACCGCUGGACGACGUUCCUGAAGGCUCGCCUUAUCUGUUCAGUGAUAGGAGAAGAUGGAGUGGAGACGCGCUUUGAUGAACUACGGGAUGUGUUUAUUCAGCCCACACAAGACGAACGAAACCCCAUGGUGUACGCUCUCUUCACUACAGCGGGCUCUGUGUUCAAGGGCUCAGCUGUCUGUGUUUACUCAAUGGCUGAUAUUCGCAAUGUCUUCAAUGGACCGUUUGCCCACAAACAUGGCCAUAAUUACCAGUGGACUGAAUACAAUGGCAAGAUUCCCUACCCACGGCCCGGAACAUGUCCGGGAGGAACCUUCACUCCUGGUAUCCGUUCAUCCAAGAACUUUUCAGACGAAGCUGUGAAUUUCAUCAGAUCCCAUCCACUCAUGUUCCAUCCAGUUUAUCCUAUCCACCGCCGCCCCCUGGUGGUGAGAACUGGCGUGGACUACCGCUUCACUGCCCUGGUGGUGGAUCAGGUGGAUGCUGUGGAUGGACGUUAUGAGGUGCUCUUCCUGGGGACAGAUCGAGGCACUGUCCAGAAAGUUAUCGUUCUACCUAAGGAUCCAACUAGCAUGGAGGAACUGACGCUAGAGGAAGUGGAAGUUUUCCGGACCAGAGCUCCAGUCAAAACAAUGAAGAUAUCUUCCAAAAGACAACAGCUCUAUGUGUCCUCGGACGCGGGGCUGACCCAGGUGUCGCUGCACCGCUGUGGUGUGUAUGGCAGGGCCUGCUCUGACUGUUGUCUGGCUCGAGACCCCUACUGUGCUUGGGAUGGGGAGAGCUGCUCUGCCUUCACCCCGUCCACCAAGAGGAGGAGCAGAAGGCAGGAUGUUAAACAUGGUGACCCACUGAGGCAGUGCAGAGGCUUUAAUGCCAAAGUGGAGAAACGUCUGAGAGAAACAGUGCAGUUUGGGGUGGAGGGCAGCAGUACCUUCCUGGAGUGUCAGCCUCGCUCUCCCCAGGCCACCGUCAAGUGGCUCUUCCAGAGGGAAGGAAAGAGGAAAUUGCUCAACCGUGUGGGAGGUAUUCUAAAGACCAACCAUGGUAUCCUCCUAAAGUCUCUCAACCAAUCAGACGCGGGGCUCUACCACUGCCUCGCCACUGAGAACAACUUUAAACACACAGUGGCCCGUGUGGCCCUGCGCAUCCUAGAUCGAGACAUCGUUUUAGCUCUCACCGCUCAAGAUGAGGACGAAGAGCCAAAAACUCGUCAGGCGGGACCUUACGCGCAGUCCUCUCUCGUCUCCACACCCUUCCCACCUGAGAUCAGACUGAUUAACCAGUACUGCCAGUCCUACUGGGAACAACUCAGUCCCAAACAGCAGCAGCAGCGCAAGCGCACCAGCCGCAGGCACACAGAGAGCCAGGACCAAGGCCUCGGCUAGAGGACGGGACUGAUGCUGUCCAACACUGGCCUGUCUGGACUUUAAGGUGGACUUUUAGUGUCUGACAUGCAUGUUUGUGUGUCACGUCUUUUCAACAGGCAGGUGAUGCUCUCAUGGUGUCGUUGAAAUACCAUGAUGGUGGUUUUGCAAGCAGCAGCCUUGAAAAGACACGUUGUAUGUCUUGUACGUUACCUGUGACCACUUCCCAAAGAAUACUGUGCAUAUUCAGUUUGUGUUUCUACUGGUAGCUCCUCCUGUUAGUUUGACACUUAAAUCAUCUUAGAGACAUGAUACUUGUUCAAGACUGAUUAUCUACCAUUUAGAUUGUUUUAAAACUUCUUUUUGCUGGUUUGUUCAGGUGGAAAAAAACACAUGAGAAUCACAGUGCAAGAUUGGCAUUUUUAGUGCAAGAAACUAGGAUAAAAAGGAAACACAUUUAAGUAGUGUGUUUCAUCUUCUAAGUUUGACUUUCCAUCAACAUGACCUGUGAAAGCAGAGAUUUUCAGCCUGCUGAUUCGUCAAUGGCAGAUUUUUGGGUUGGUCCGUGAAUGCACCAACAAAGUUUUGAAAAUACACCUGGAGCAUUAGCAUGCAGCUAACCGGGAUGGAAAAAUAACACACUCAUAGUCAACAUGAUGAAUCACAUAAUGGUUUGUUGUUGUUUUGGAAAAUGGUAGACUGUGAUGUAAAAAUAAAUGAAGCAGGCGGUUAAAAGGCUUCAACAUGCAAAACCACACAUACGGUAUUUUAAUUAUCUUGAAACAAAAAUGUAAUAUAUUGAUUGUGAAUAUAAUAUAUAUGUUCAUGAUAUGGUCUUUGGAUUACUCUUGUAUGAAGAUAAUACGAUGAAUGCAGUUGUUGCAUGCAUAUCUGUGGUCCUUUGUUGCAAGUUGUACAUUUUACUGUUGUUCGGUUUUCAACCUUGUGUGUAACGAUGUUUGUAUGGUGUAAUGUAUUCUGUUAAGCUAAUUCCAUUUGAUGUUGUCAUAUAAUGACUCCCUUACUGUCCUGUGCUCUUGUGACCUACAGUAUGUGAGUGUUGAAGAUAUGUAUAGCAUACAGUGUUCUUCCAGUUAUGCACUUUGUCGGUGGUGGUUUCUGAGGGAAUUGGGGAAUCUUUGCACAGAUGUAUGAGAAAAUUAUAUAGGAACAUAAUGUUUUUUUAAUGUACAGUAUGUUAUAAAAAUGGGAAUGAAACUGGC
Scatophagus argus is the source of this 3877-nucleotide messenger RNA. RefSeq names its product semaphorin-3F-like. Bases 444 to 2675 code for a protein of 743 amino acids. Gene Ontology annotation, biological process: semaphorin-plexin signaling pathway; positive regulation of cell migration; negative chemotaxis. The transcript is spliced from 18 exons. Gene Ontology annotation, molecular function: chemorepellent activity; semaphorin receptor binding. The record is from RefSeq and is a predicted model, not a curated record. NCBI's taxonomy places the organism in Eukaryota, Metazoa, Chordata, Actinopteri, Scatophagidae.